GGCGGGGGCCCAGGGUGGCGUCCACCACUGCUGAGGGGGAUAGGCGGGCUCUGCUGCCUCAGUUUCCUCCCUGCGCCGCGCUGGGUCCCUCCAGCCCUGAAGAGCGUCCAACCUCUGUGGUCUGCCCAGAUACCACCACGGAGAUGCCAGACGUGAAGGAGAGGGCGGCCCGAAAGCAGCCCGGCGCGGCAGAGGGCCCCUCCCGUGAGCCCCGCGCGGGACACCCCAGGGAGGACGCGAGCGGCGCCCAGGGCCACCGAUCGCGUCUGACGGACAGAGGCCAUGAAGUCUCCAAGCUCGACGGCCACUUGGAAGAGAAGAGUCUGUCUUCCAGCAGCCUGGAAGCCACUGGCAAGGAGACGAUGCCCAGCGACUUCUGGGAACACCUGAAAGAGCAGCUGUCAGCUGUGCCCCCGGACUUCAGCUGUGCGCUUGACCUUCUGAAGGAGAUCAAGGAGAUCCUGUUGUCACUGCUGCUGCCACGCCAGAGCCGCCUGAGGAGCGAGAUCGAGGAGGCUCUGGACAUGGACUACCUCCAGCAGCAAGCGGACUGUGGGGACCUGAAUGUCACCCACCUCUCUAAGUACAUUCUCAACAUGAUGGUCUUGCUGUGCGCCCCGGUCCGGGAUGAGGCCGUCCAGAGACUGGAAACCAUUGCGGAUCCCGUCCGGCUGCUGAGGGGGAUCUUCCAAGUCCUGGGACUCAUGAAGAGGGACAUGGUGAACUACACCAUCCACAGCCUCCAGCCCCAGCUGCAGGAGCAUUCCAUCCAGUUUGAGCGGGCUCAGUUCCAGGAGCGUCUCAACAAGGAGCCUAAUCUCCUGGACCACACCACCAAGUGGCUCACCCAAGCAGCUGCAGAGCUCACUAGCUCCACAGCAAGUUGCCAUGACUCCCCGGACUCCACCAGCGCAGCUCCCAGUGACGCGGAUGCCCCAGAGCCACUCAGUCCUGCGAUGGUGCUGUCCCAGGGCUUCUUGAACCUCCUCAUGUGGGACCCUGGGGAUGACGAGUUCCCUGAGACUCUGCUGCCAGACAGAGCUCGGCUACAGGAGCUGGAGUCACAGCUGAGCCAGCUCACCAUCCUGGCCUCCGUCCUGCUGGUGGCCAGCAGCUUCUCUGGCAGUGUUCUGUUCGGCUCGCCUCAGUUUGUGGAUAAACUGAAACGAAUAACUAAGUCCCUGGUGGAGGACUUCAACUCCAGCCCUGAGGAGGUGAUGCACACUGUGACUGAGCAGGUGACCCAGGAAAUCCACCAGAGCCUCAAGAAUAUGGGCCUUGCUGCUUUGAGCAGCGACAACACGGAGUCCCUGAUAGGGCAGCUACAGAACAUUGCCAAGAAGGAAAACUGUGUCCGCAGCGUCAUUGAUCAGCGCAUCCACUUGUUUCUCAAGUGCUGCUUGGUUCUGGGCGUGCAGCGCUCCCUCCUGGACCUCCCCGGAGGCCUCACCCUGAUUGAAGCGGAGCUGGCAGAACUGGGCCAGAAGUUUGUCAGCCUGACGUCUCACAAUCAGCAGGUGUUUGGCCCUUACUACACAGACAUCUUGAAAACGCUUGGCUCCCCUGCCCAGACUCUGACAACGAAAGUGGGGUCUCUCUGAGGGCGUCGUCAGCUUCGAGCCCUGGCAUCACGGACCCGGGAGAGAGGCCCUGGGUGUUCCUGAGGUGGCAUCGCCACUGAGCCGCAGAGCAGUGAGUCCCCUCUGCCCCCUGCAGCCAGCACAGCUUGUAAACACCAACUGGCCCAAACCCGCUCCCUAAUAAACUCCUGAACAGCA
Messenger RNA from Acomys russatus (golden spiny mouse), 1778 nucleotides. It is a transcript of the gene Tcp11, whose product is annotated as t-complex 11. The transcript has 9 exons. Gene Ontology annotation, biological process: regulation of sperm capacitation. Bases 144 to 1601 code for a protein of 485 amino acids. Lineage: Eukaryota; Metazoa; Chordata; Mammalia; Rodentia; Muridae. The record is from RefSeq and is a predicted model, not a curated record. Gene Ontology annotation, cellular component: sperm flagellum; acrosomal vesicle.